Messenger RNA from Cynocephalus volans (Philippine flying lemur), 2064 nucleotides. RefSeq names its product amyloid beta precursor protein binding family B member 1 interacting protein (gene APBB1IP). The coding region runs from base 1 to 1989 and encodes 662 amino acids. The transcript has 14 exons. Gene Ontology annotation, biological process: signal transduction. The record is from RefSeq and is a predicted model, not a curated record. NCBI's taxonomy places the organism in Eukaryota, Metazoa, Chordata, Mammalia, Dermoptera, Cynocephalidae. Gene Ontology annotation, cellular component: cytosol; plasma membrane.
AUGGGUGAGUCAGGGGACGAUAUAGACCAAAUGUUCAGCACGUUAUUGGGAGAGAUGGAUCUUCUGACCCAGAGUUUAGGAGUUGACACUCUUCCUCCUCCUGAACCUAAACCACCCAGAAAUGAAUUCAACUACAGUGUGGGUUUUAAAGAUUUAAAUGAGUCCUUAAAUGCCCUGGAAGACCAAGAUUUAGAUGCUCUCAUGGCAGAUCUGGUAGCAGACAUAAGCGAAGCUGAGCAGAGGACAAUCCAGGCACAGAAAGAGUCCUCUCAGAACCAACGUCAUUCGGCAUCUCUGGAGGCAUCAAACGUAUGUGGGGCAGCCUCUCUUGGUUACGGAGGAAAUGUUGCUGCAAUGAGUGUCAGCCAGUAUGAGGACAAUUUGCCACCUCCACCAGCUGAUCCUAUGUUAGACCUUCCACUGCCACCACCCCCUCCUGAACCUCUCUCUCAGGAAGAUGAAGAAGCCCAAGCCAAGGCUGAUAAAAUUAAGAUGGCUUUGGAAAAACUGAAGGAGGCCAAGGUUAAGAAGCUCAUCAUCAAGGUGCACAUGAAUGACAACAGCACAAAGUCACUGAUGGUGGAUGAGCGGCAGUUGGCCCGAGAUGUUCUGGAUAACCUUUUUGAGAAAACUCACUGCGACUGCAAUGUAGACUGGUGUCUUUAUGAAAUAUACCCAGAGCUACAAAUUGAGAGGUUUUUUGAAGACCAUGAAAAUGUUGUUGAAGUCUUAUCAGACUGGACAAGAGACACAGAAAAUAAAGUGCUAUUUGUGGAGAAGGAAGAAAAAUAUGCUGUAUUUAAAAACCCCCAGAAUUUCUACUUCAAUAACAAAGGAAAAAAAGAAGGCAAGGAAACCAAUGAGAAAAUGAAUGCCAAGAACAAGGAAUCCUUACUUGAGGAAAGUUUCUGUGGGACAUCUGUCAUUGUACCAGAACUAGAAGGAGCUCUUUAUUUGAAAGAAGAUGGAAAGAAAUCCUGGAAAAGGCGCUAUUUUCUUUUACGGGCUUCUGGAAUUUAUUAUGUACCCAAAGGAAAGACUAAGACAUCUCGAGACCUGGCGUGUUUUAUACAGUUUGAGAAUGUCAACAUUUACUACGGGACUCAGUGCAGAAUGAAAUAUAAGGCACCCACAGACCACUGCUUUGUUUUAAAGCAUCCCCAAAUUCAGAAGGAGUCCCAGUACAUCAAGUAUCUCUGCUGUGAUGACGCAAGAACUCUCAACCAGUGGGUCAUGGGUAUAAGGAUCGCCAAGUAUGGAAAGACUCUCUAUGAGAACUACCAGCGGGCCAUGGCAAGGGCUGGGCUUGCCUCUCGGUGGACAAACUUGGGGACGGCCGGCGCAGCCACUCCAGUUCAGCCUUCUGCAGGUACUAAAACAGGCACCGCCCAGCCCAAUGGUCAGAUUCCCCAGGCUGUGCAUUCUGUCGGCUCCGUUCUGGAAGAGGCCCAGAGACAUGUUGAAACAACUAAGGCCAAGAAGCCAGCCCUUGGUAACCACGACCCAGGAGCGCCCAGGGCCCUUCACCCGCCCAGGUCCAGCCUCCCCCCGCCCCCUCCCGUGCGACGGUCGUCAGACACCUGCGGCAGCCCUGCCACGCCCUGCACGGCCAAGGGCUGGGGCGGCGGCUUCCCCGCCCCGCCCGACGACUUUCUGCCGCCGCCCCCGCCGCCGCCACCCGUGGGGGACGACGAGCUGCCGCCGCCGCCCCCGGAUUUUCAAGAAGCGCCCCCGGACUUCGUGCCGCCGCCCCCGCCGUCUUUGGCGGGGGACUCGGGCUCUGAUUUGCCGCCGCCGCCGCCGCCGCCGCCUCCUGCCGCGCUGACCCCCAAGUCCGCCAGGCCGCCCCCCACGGUCGCCAAAAGGCCUCCCGUCCCCCCAAAGAGGCAAGAGAACCCGGGACCCCCGAGCGGGGCGGGCGGCGGGGAGCAAGAUUUCAUGUCAGACCUGAUGAAAGCUUUGCAGAAGAAGAGGGGCAACGUGGCCUAGGGGGCCCGGGAAGUGGCUGUGUGUGACGGGGACGUCAUUUCUAACCUCACGUGCGUGUUUUGCUACUUCGCUGUC